This is a messenger RNA of Bathycoccus prasinos, 621 nucleotides long. RefSeq lists its product with no specific name. The transcript has a single exon. Lineage: Eukaryota; Viridiplantae; Chlorophyta; Mamiellophyceae; Mamiellales; Bathycoccaceae. The record is from RefSeq and is a predicted model, not a curated record. The coding region runs from base 1 to 621 and encodes 206 amino acids.
AUGGCGACGUAUUCGUCGACAUCUUGCUUCCUCGGAAGUGCGACGAAAAGACACGCGCAUAAAAACGCACCGCGCCACACCCAUCGUUCCUCCUCCGAUGUAAUUUCCGUUACCGCAAUUGGACCUUUCCGAGAACAAUCAUCGUCCGCGCGAGACAGAAGAAACUCCGUCUCGGCGGCAUCCUUCAGCGGCCGAACGACAAGUUCAUCGUCGUUAAUGAGAAGAAGACAAACGGAAAGAACGAGCAGAAUCGAGAGUAAAAACAACGACGAGGAAAAAGACGAGAGGACGAGAGAUGAUGAGAGCAAAACCUCAAAGGAAAAAGAGGUUGAAAAGUCCUUCGACAAAGCCUUGUCGAAGAAACUGACGACGAUGGCGAUCCCGUCGAAAGAGCGCAAACAGAAUAUUUUGUUGCGCACGCUCACGGCGGUGGCGAUUACGUGCGCGGCGAUUCUACCGCAGAUUUCGGAACGGCCGCCGACGCCGGCGAUGUCGAUCGGGACGGCGCGGACGAGCACGCUGGUCGUCGGCGCGACGAAGAGCGUUCUGGACGACGCCGGUUUGAAGAAGGAGAAGGACAGGAAAAGGUCGAGUUGGUACGCCGGGACGAUUAAUCUGUGA